UCUUGCGGCCAGCUCUUUACCUUCUAGUAGCGAGAGAUCUUCUAGUUCUGCUCUUCAAGCCGAAGUAAAGGAAGAAGAAAAUGGGAGGAAGUUUGAGGCCUUUUUAUUUUGUUCGUUCCGAAGUAAGCGAACUAGUAGUUUCUCGAAUUCCAUAUGAUGAAACAUGAAUUCGUAUCCAGCUACUAUCUUUCUGGGUAAUUUAUAAAACAUUGGGAACUUCCCACCCGGGUUUUGUAGAAUGAAUGGAGAGUGACGAGGAGAUCAGAAGAGUGCCAGAGAUGGGCAGUGGGGACCCGGCGGGCCCAUCAGCCUCCGGACGAGAGGCAGCUUUAGCGGCCGGUCCCGACCGGGUUCAGGCCUCAGGCGAUGGUCAGAGAAAAAGAGGAAGAAGCCCGGCUGACAAAGAGAACAAGCGGUUAAAGAGGUUGUUGAGGAACAGAGUGUCAGCACAGCAAGCAAGGGAAAGGAAGAAAGCAUACUUGAAUGAGCUAGAGGUGAGGGUCAAAGACUUGGAGAGGAAGAACUCUGAGCUUGAAGAGAGGCUCUCCACCUUGCAAAAUGAGAAUCAGAUGCUCAGACAUAUAUUGAAGAACACCACAGCAAGCAGGAGAGGAGGAAGUAGUAAUAAUUCAAACGCAGAUGGGUCUUUGUGAGAGAAAGAGAGAGAGAGAGAGAGAGAGAGAGAGAGAGAAGGGUGGGAGAUUGUGCCUUUUCUAGUUUAUAAAUUUAAACAUGAAAUGGCACCAAAAGUAGAACCUUGAAAAACGCUUAAAUCUUGAAUAAUUAUUUUCCUUACAGCCUCCUCUUUUGCUCCCUUCCUUCUUAUCAUCCAUUUCAUGUUCCGCGGAGGAGUAACAGGCCAUGGGCAGGUGCAAUCUGAUAGUGGUAGGGGUCGGUCCUACAUAAAGAGGGCUUCUAUUUAGGUGGUGGAAUGUACGUCUAAAAAAAUAGAAAAAAUCAUAACAUGUUGUGUAAAGGCAGUUAUCUUAUUUGGCUUGAUUUUGUGGA
Vitis riparia (riverbank grape) is the source of this 1008-nucleotide messenger RNA. RefSeq names its product transcription factor HY5. Gene Ontology annotation, cellular component: nucleus. The transcript is spliced from 6 exons. Gene Ontology annotation, biological process: response to red light; positive regulation of transcription by RNA polymerase II; response to far red light. Bases 243 to 653 code for a protein of 136 amino acids. NCBI's taxonomy places the organism in Eukaryota, Viridiplantae, Streptophyta, Magnoliopsida, Vitales, Vitaceae. Gene Ontology annotation, molecular function: DNA-binding transcription factor activity, RNA polymerase II-specific. The record is from RefSeq and is a predicted model, not a curated record.